UAUAGUAAUAUUCACCCUGAAAAAUACGCAGAGUAUGUGGCACAGAAACAUAUUAAUUUCAAUCGCAAACAAAUAAUUAUUGACACAUUCUUCACAAAACGGAGUAGUUCGUACGGAUCGCAACAUUCUGACCAAAUUAAAAUUACAGACUCCUUAGUUGCAAACCUUAUUGUUGGUUGCUCACUUCCAUUAUCUCUUGUCGAGAAUUCAAAUUUUCGGAAAUUUAUCUGCGAUAUGAAUAACAAGUACGUACUACCAUCACGAAGCCAUCUAAUAUCUCAAUUAAUACCAGAGGCUGUUUAAGAAAAAAGAGAACUUAUUUCAAAACAAGUUCAGUCCAUUGGGUAUGUAGGAAUGACUGUUGAUAUAUGGACUGAUAGAAGGAUGCAUUCAUAUCUUGCUUGUACGGGAUACUACUUUUCUGAUGGCAAGCUUCAAAAUUUUCUUUUGGCUUUUCGUCCAGCCAAAGGAAGGCAUAAUGGUCAAUUAAUUGCAGAUGAACUAAAUAACAUCAUUAAGCAAAAUCAAAUCAGAACAAAGCUAGGAUGUGUUGUAACUGAUAACGCCUCAAAUAUGAAAAAAAGCUUUUGAUGUGCUCAGUGAAUUACAGGCUAAUGAAAGUGAAGAUGAAUCUAGACAUAUUGUUAAAGUUGAUGACGAAGAAAUGUGGAAUGAUCUGCAUGAAGAAGAUCAACUCAUUGUGAACGAAGCUAUCAAGCAACAUGCAACUGAAAGAUUGGCCUGCUAUGUGCAAUCUUUGCAGCUGUGUGUAAAAGAUGGACUAACUCAUCUGAAAACAGCUAACAGUUUGUUAGCCAAAUGCUCAAAGCUGGCAAAUUUAACGCAUCAAAUUACGCUUUUCCGUGGAAAUUUUGAGUCAAAGUUUGGAAAAAGACGCUCUAUACCAAAAACCAAUGCUACAAGGUGGAACAGCAUGUUUGUUCAGCUGUCCAGUAUUAUCAGGUUGGAUCCUGUAAAACUUUCGGAUUUGCUCAGAAGAGACCAUAGUAAUCUUAUUUUGACACAACGUGAGAUGGCAAUGUUGCGUGAACUAUUAGAAAUUUUUCAGCCUUUUGCAGAGGCUACAGAUUUGUUACAGGGUGAUAGCUAUCCAACAAUAGGAUGCGUUGUGCCUUCAAUUGUUGGCCUGCAUAAGUGUCUUAACACACUCAGCUCAACUGUCAAGUAUCACAUUCCACUGGUUAACGGUUUGUUGAGCUCCUUGUGUGACAGAUUUGGUGGAUUGUUGCAGAAUGUCAAAAUUUUGCCAACAGGUGACAAAACUAAGAAGAAUCUAAAUUUUUCUUCAAUGCUGUACCUAAUGGCCUCAGCCUUAGAUCCCAGUUAUUCGUUACUUUGGCUAGAGGAAGACCAUCCUGGACCAGAUGAUGUCAAAAGAUUUGUUCGUGAACAUAUUGCGACUCUUAUAACAGCAGAGGUUUCGGCCAUUAUAGUAAAGUCGCAAACCACUCAAGAUCUAUUGGCACCUUCUACUCAAAAUUUAUUGCCCCCAACAGUAGAAGAGGAGGAACCUCAAGAACAGCUGGACCAAAAUGGUGGUGCUAGUAGUGACGUGACUCUUUCAUGCAAGCGUAAAUCAACGCUUUUGGCUUCAUACACAAAACGUCGUCAGAGAAUUGAAAUGAGACAACAAAAUAUUGUUCCAAUGUCACCAACCACUAACGCUACAGCUCUCAUGGAAAAAAUAGUUUCAAUUGCAUCAAGCACUUAUGGAGAAGAGGCAUGGGUGAAAGCUCAAUCUGCUGAACAUUACAAUAUUAUGAAUCCUCUGAUAGAGAAGCUUUUCUGUAUUCCAGCUUCUUCUGCACCAGUGGAGCGCGUAUUCAGCCAGAGAGGUUUAAUUAUGCGACCGAAUCGUGCCAGACUGGGUGAUGAGAUGUUAUCGUCUCUUGUUUAUUUGAAAUGUAACAGUGAUGUGUAAACCAUAAUUUCUGACAAUGUUUAGUUUGUUUUUACUAGAAUUAACUAACGUGUUACAUAAGUUGUGAAAUCAAGUUGUACAAAAACCCGGUUUUUUAUUUAUGUUGUUUCUGAAAUGACUCGUUACCUUUA
Messenger RNA from Hydra vulgaris (swiftwater hydra), 2073 nucleotides. Lineage: Eukaryota; Metazoa; Cnidaria; Hydrozoa; Anthoathecata; Hydridae. The record is from RefSeq and is a predicted model, not a curated record.